AUGGAUAAAGGAUUACUUGUAUUCAUUUUGAGUUGUGUAAUUCCACCUACACUCUAUAUGACAACAUUACCAUCAUUGUCACUUCAAUGGAUCAUUGUACAACUCUCAAUACUAUCGAUAGGCGCAGGUGUUUUGACCUACAGAUUGAUUCCGAGUGUUGCAGAAUUGACAUCGACUGCUGGACUUGCCGGAAUGGAUCUCAAUAAGAAGGGUGAUGCAAAAUACUCGGGAAAAAAAAUUCCAGAAAGUCUUGGUAUUGCAACUUCAGUUGUAUUCUUGGUUUGUGUUAUUUUAUUCCAACUUUUCCAAUGGUUUUCAUUCCCAGAGGCUAUUCAAUUGAGUGAAUUUAAUGCAGCAUUAACAUCGAUUUGCUUUAUGAUUCUAUUGGGAUUCAGUGAUGAUGUAUUAAAUCUUCGUUGGAGAUACAAGUUAAUUCUCCCGUUGUUUGCAUCAUUACCAUUGUUGGUAGCAUAUGCAGGUGGUACCUCUGUAGUGGUUCCAGACAUCAACUACCCAAUCAAUUUGCGUGCUUUCCUCGGACAGGUGGUUGACCUAGGCAUCUUCUAUCGUAUCUAUCUCUUGAUGUUGGCCAUCUUUUGUACCAACUCUAUUAAUAUUCUAGCUGGUAUCAACGGAUUGGAGGUCGGACAGAGUGCAGUGAUCGCCACUGCCAUCAUCAUUCACAAUCUCGUAGAGUUGAAGUUACACUACUCAUCGUCGGUAGCCAGUGGAGUUCUCAAUGCAACACUCCUCCCAACUUCGCCACACUUACUAUCGCUCGUACUUAUGGUACCGUUCCUUUUCACAACAUUCGCACUGCUCAUGUACAACUGGUAUCCAUCAAGAGUGUUUGUUGGUGACACCUACACCUAUUUUGCCGGAAUUGUACCACAACUUUUUGGAUUGAUUCCAUGUCCAAGACAUAGAGUACCAAGAUUCAAUGCAUCAACAGGUAAAAUGGAAGCAAUCCCAACCAACUUGACAAUCAUCAAUUUAUGUCUUAUGAUUUUUGGACCAAUGACAGAGAAACGUCUUUGUUUGACAUUAUUAGCGUUCCAGGGUUUAUGUUGUGCCGCUGGUUUUGGUAUUAGAUACUUUGUUGCACCAUAUUUCUUUUAG
Messenger RNA from Heterostelium album PN500, 1119 nucleotides. RefSeq names its product UDP-N-acetylglucosamine--dolichyl-phosphate N-acetylglucosaminephosphotransferase. Gene Ontology annotation, biological process: protein N-linked glycosylation; dolichol-linked oligosaccharide biosynthetic process. Gene Ontology annotation, molecular function: UDP-N-acetylglucosamine-dolichyl-phosphate N-acetylglucosaminephosphotransferase activity. The record is from RefSeq and is a predicted model, not a curated record. The transcript has 4 exons. Gene Ontology annotation, cellular component: membrane. The coding region runs from base 1 to 1119 and encodes 372 amino acids. Lineage: Eukaryota; Evosea; Eumycetozoa; Acytosteliales; Acytosteliaceae.